CCACGAAGAAGACUGAGGGAGUUCUUCCGGUUCUGUAAUGAAGAUGGCGACAGUUGGGUGCAGAAAGUAAAUAAUAAUAAACAAUUAUUUCAUUGUGUCGGAAACCGCCCUUUUUUUUUUAAUUUAGGCUCUGUGAAGAAAUGUCGACCCGAACGGCAUAUUUCUACGACCCAGACGUGGGGAAUUUUCACUAUGGUGCUGGACACCCAAUGAAGCCUCACCGACUGUCUCUCACACACAGCCUUGUCCUGCAUUAUGGACUCUACAAGAAGAUGAUGGUUUUCAAACCAUACAAGGCGUCCCAGCAUGACAUGUGCCGGUUCCACUCGGAAGAUUACAUCGACUUCCUGCAGAAGGUCAGUCCCAACAACAUGCAGGGCUUCACCAAGAGUCUCAACGCCUUCAACGUAGGAGAUGACUGUCCUGUCUUUCCAGGUCUGUUUGAGUUUUGUUCGAGAUACACAGGAGCCUCCUUGCAAGGAGCAACUCAGUUAAACCACAAGAUAUGUGACAUUGCCAUAAACUGGGCUGGAGGUUUACAUCAUGCUAAGAAGUUUGAGGCGUCUGGAUUUUGCUACGUGAAUGACAUCGUCAUCAGUAUUCUUGAACUCUUGAAGUAUCAUCCACGUGUGCUCUACAUUGACAUUGAUAUUCAUCAUGGUGAUGGUGUACAGGAAGCAUUUUAUCUCACAGACAGGGUCAUGACUGUAUCCUUCCACAAAUACGGGAACUACUUUUUCCCAGGAACUGGUGAUAUGUAUGAGGUGGGAGCUGAGAGCGGUCGCUACUACUGCCUCAAUGUCCCACUGAGAGACGGCAUUGAUGACCAGAGCUAUAGACAGCUGUUUCAGCCAGUCAUCAAGCAGGUGGUGGACUUCUAUCAGCCGACCUGUAUCGUUCUCCAGUGUGGAGCAGAUUCUCUGGGAUGUGAUCGAUUAGGAUGCUUCAAUCUCAGCAUACGAGGUCAUGGAGAAUGUGUGGAGUUCGUGAAGGGCUUCAAAAUCCCGCUGCUUGUGCUGGGUGGAGGCGGCUACACGGUGCGAAACGUUGCUAGAUGCUGGACAUUUGAAACAUCCUUGCUAGUUGACGAGUCCAUAAGUGAUGAACUACCAUAUAGUGAAUACUUUGAAUAUUUUGCUCCAGACUUCACACUUCACCCAGAUGUCAGCACAAGGAUAGAAAACCAAAACUCUAGACAAUAUUUGGAGCAGAUUCGUCAAACUGUGUUUGAGAACUUGAAGAUGUUGAAUCAUGCACCAAGCGUUCAGAUCCAUGACGUUCCCUCGGAUAUACUGACUUAUGAGCGGCCGGAUGAGGCAGAUCCCGAUGAGAGAGGAUCCGAAGAGAACUUCUCUAGGCCUGAAGCUGCGAACGAAUUUUAUGAUGGCGACCAUGAUAAUGAUAAAGAAAGUGAUGUGGAGAUCUGAUGAAGAACGGACCCGACUUGGGUCUGUAGCUAUGAAGAUGUCCAUUCCUUGCCAUAUCUAUAGUACUUAACUCCAUUGCGAUGAGUGUGUGAAAGCCAAUUUGAAUGUUUUUCUUCAUGCGCACUGUAACCGUAGUAUGCCCUGUGUAGAACGUUUUAUUGUCACAACAGUAUUUCCUUUUUAUCAAAGUUUAGCUAUAAAAGGGAACUUCACACUGAGUCCUGUGUACGACAGAUACUGUAUUUGUAUUGAAAAGGAUCAGAAAUCAUGUGAUGAAUGAGUGUAUAUCCAAGUGGUUAUGAGUAACUGAAUAUUUUCGCCUUGGCUUUUUCAUAUUUUGUUUAUAGAAAGUUUCUGUAAUAAAUUUGUUGGAAAAGA
This is a messenger RNA of Pimephales promelas (fathead minnow), 1805 nucleotides long. It is a transcript of the gene hdac3, whose product is annotated as histone deacetylase 3. Gene Ontology annotation, biological process: epigenetic regulation of gene expression. Gene Ontology annotation, molecular function: histone deacetylase activity. The record is from RefSeq and is a predicted model, not a curated record. Lineage: Eukaryota; Metazoa; Chordata; Actinopteri; Cypriniformes; Leuciscidae.